ACAGUGGCAACGCUUGUAUGGUUUUAGGCAGAAGUAUAAACAAUUGGAUUGCAAAUUAUUUGAAGAGAGAAAUACAGUAGAGCAAUGGAUUUAAACAUGAAACCCUCGUUAGCUGUCGAUGAAAUGUUUUCUGAGGUCGCCGGUUACAUGGACAUGGAGGAGUCGGGCAGUGCAACCGGAAUGAUGAUGGACCAUAUGCCCACGCCCACAAACGAUAAACACGUGCAUGCCGAUUUCUACAAUGAUUUUGAUGAUCUCUUUGAUGAUGAUGAUAACUGGGCCAAAGCCAGAGCUGCCAACAAGUGAAAAGCAUAGAUUUGUCUC
Molecule: messenger RNA, 324 nt
Organism: Drosophila albomicans
Lineage: Eukaryota; Metazoa; Arthropoda; Insecta; Diptera; Drosophilidae
Product: COP9 signalosome complex subunit 9 homolog
Exons: 2
Coding region: 85-306 (73 amino acids)
Biological process (GO): negative regulation of protein neddylation
Source: RefSeq, a predicted model, not a curated record